Molecule: messenger RNA, 1335 nt
Organism: Vicia villosa (hairy vetch)
Lineage: Eukaryota; Viridiplantae; Streptophyta; Magnoliopsida; Fabales; Fabaceae
Product: E3 ubiquitin-protein ligase CIP8-like
Exons: 1
Coding region: 102-1091 (329 amino acids)
Biological process (GO): protein ubiquitination
Cellular component (GO): cytoplasm
Molecular function (GO): ubiquitin protein ligase activity
Source: RefSeq, a predicted model, not a curated record
UUAUUUCAAUAACCACUACCAUUGCUAGUAUCAUUGUUCUAUCUUACGAUAAAAAAAACCGAUCGAAGCGACGAAUCAACCACCACUCUCUCCGCCGCACCAUGUCGGAAGCACCGUCUCAGCCACCACUCCCCGCCACCGAGACACCUCCUCCUUACUGGUGCUACCACUGCGACAAACACGUCUCCGUUGAAACGGUCGCUAAUGUCCCCGACGUCAUCUGCGGCGAUUGCAAAAACGGUUUCGUCGAAUCCAUCCCCACACCUUCUCGAACUCGCUCACCGUCUUCUUCCUCCGAUGAUCCUUACUUUGGUUCGCAAUUUCUUCAGGUUCUUCGCCUAAUCGCUGAAUCGUCGCGUGAAGACGACGUGUCUCCUCCCCCUCCUCCGAGUCGUUCUCCGGAAGAGGAUUUUCUUAGGAUCGAACUCAGUGGUUGGAACCACAACGAGGAAGAUGACGAUGAUGCGUUUCACACCGACGGUGAAGAUGACGAAGGUAGCGUCGAGGAGGUUGAAGAUCGACCUGGCAACGAGGAUCCGAAUAUGGACGAUGAAGAUAUGAGACGAAGGAGGCGCGAUCUGUUACGGCAUCGGAUUAGGGAUUUGGCGACGCGGACUCGAAGUAUGCAGAAUCGGAUCUUGGAUUGGGCGGAGAUUUUGAUGGGAUUGGAAGAUAAUUCGAUUGAAUUUCGUCUUCAGGGACCGGAAUUGGAGCGGUAUGUUGGAAAUCCUGAGGAUUACGUUGACGCGGCGGAUUAUGAAGCGUUGCUGCAGACGCUGGCGGAGAGUGAUGGAAGUGGGAGGAGAGGAGCUCCGCCGGCGUCAAAGUCUGCUGUGGAAGGUUUACCGACGGUUAAGAUUGCGUCGGAGAGUGAAGUGGUUGCUUGUGCUGUGUGUAAGGAUAUGCUUGGUGUUGGAGACAUGGCGAAGAGAUUGCCGUGUGGGCAUGAGUAUCAUGGAGAUUGCAUUGUUCCGUGGUUGAGUAGUAGAAAUUCUUGUCCUGUUUGCAGGUUUGAGCUUCCAACAGAUGAUAAGGAGUAUGAAGAAGAGAGAGCUUCGGGAUCGGGGCGCGGUGGAGCUUCCGCCGUGUGAGUGAGUAUGCUCUGUUGAAUCAUUGUAAUAUAUUCCAUACUUUCUAUCUAUCUUUUAUGGACUUCCUUUUUUUUUAAUUUUUGUUGUUAGUGUAAUUUUAUCAAAGCUUGCUCAAUCACUGUUUUAAUUAUUCCAAGCUUUUGACACUAGUUGGUUUCUUAGCUCUGAGAUGCUGUGAUACUUGUAAAUAGCUUUUGGAUCAAUGUGAUCACAUUAUUUAUAUGGAAUGUGCUGUUUAUCACCA